This is a messenger RNA of Knipowitschia caucasica, 435 nucleotides long. NCBI's taxonomy places the organism in Eukaryota, Metazoa, Chordata, Actinopteri, Gobiiformes, Gobiidae. The record is from the annotation of a GenBank genome assembly.
AUGGUUGAAGUACCCGGGGGACAGUUUCCAUCCUUGGGGCAUCCGACAGACACUCCAGGGUUGUCGGUUGGUGCAUAUAUCAAAGUGUUUGCCAACUUCACCAUUGAUCCAAGGGACUUUGCAGUAUGGUACUUGGAAACGGCCAACGUCACAUGGCAGAAGAAUAGGGAGAAGGACAACUUGCACAUCAGUUCACGGCCACACAGAGAGAUGCCACAGUUUGGUUUCCCCACACAGCCAGAGAUGGACAUUGAUUCAGAGGACAGUGGAAACUUGUGUGUGAUGCAUGACACAGUUGCACCAGAGUCGACCAUGAACUUGAUCUCUCGUCCAUUCACCUCGAGGACCACCAUUGGCUCACUCCGCCAGUUGCGGAGCGGGGGUGGGGGCUGUGGCAUGUCAUUGGGCGUCCACAUCUGCUGCUGUCCGUUGUAG